This is a messenger RNA of Sodiomyces alkalinus F11, 678 nucleotides long. RefSeq lists its product as hypothetical. Gene Ontology annotation, cellular component: nucleus; elongin complex. NCBI's taxonomy places the organism in Eukaryota, Fungi, Ascomycota, Sordariomycetes, Glomerellales, Plectosphaerellaceae. The record is from RefSeq and is a predicted model, not a curated record. The transcript has a single exon. Gene Ontology annotation, biological process: transcription elongation by RNA polymerase II. The annotation marks the transcript as partial.
AUGGCGGUUAAGUCACUUGCUGAGCUAUGCGUACAAAUAUGUCAAAAGCACAUCAACCAACUCACGAGCUUCGGCGAUGGGGAUGUGUUCGUCCCCCCCGGUUAUGUCCGUGAGAUUUUGCUCAGAGUCACGGACCCAACUCAGCUGCGCCAAAUCGAGAUCAACUCCCCAUACAUCGAUACGGCUGAUAUCUGGAAACGCCUCAUAAGCCGGGAAUUUCCAGUCGAAAGUCGUGACAAGGACUACAUUCCUCCCAAGCCGGCGCAGUGGUAUGAAGUCUAUGAGAAAUAUUCCAGCGAACGCCAGAUUUCCCAAAUGGAGGCCGAGGAGCAAUUGCGUCGCCAGUUUCAAGGCCUCCAAGAACAGAAGGAUUCCAGGGUCAGCAAGCUUGUCGAUCAGCGCUUUUUGCCCCGGCCACCCAAAACUGGUCGCAGCAUUGGGGGCCAGAACAGAUCCUCGAAGGUUUUCUCGAGGGCAUCGAGCUUUGGCGGUGGUGGAAGGUCUAAACUAAAUAGCGGUGCUAGUGUUCUGAGGAGAGCUCGAAGGGAAGCGGCUGAGCAUGCGCUGAUGCGUGGUGUCCUUGCCACUCCGUCCAACACGCCGCCGACUGGGGCGGUAAAGAUGAUGCCGGCAUACAUCGUGGAAGGACGUCGCAUGCUUUCACAGCCGUUUUUCAGA